CAACUUAACACCUAUGGAUUUAGGAAGAUUGAUCCAGACAAGUGGGAGUUUGCUCAUGAAGGUUUCUUGAGAGGGCAGAAGCAUCUUCUGAAGCUGAUUCGGAGGAGGAAAACGGUGCAACCAAAUGCCACUCUCCAAGCUCCGGACCCUUGUGUCGAAGUCAGGCGGUUCGGUCUGGACGGAGAAAUCGAUCGGCUGCAGCGAGACAAGCAGGUUUUAAUGGGGGAGCUGGUAAAGCUAAGGCAACAGCAGCAAACCACAAAAGGGCAGCUCCAAACAAUGGAGCGCCGCCUCAAAAAGACAGAGACAAGGCAGCAACUAAUGAUGAACUUCUUAGCAAGAGCAAUUCAAUUCCCUGAUUUCAUCCAACAACUCAUCCACCAAAAGGACAAGCAUAAAGAGCUUGAAGAAGGCAUCAAUAGAAAACGAAGACGACACAUCGACCAAGGCCUUUCCCCAACCUCCGACGAAUAUGACGAAGAAGACGAGGCGCCGUUCGCGAACGACAUCCAUGUGGAUGUCGAGCUACUAGCCGUUGAGAUGAACCAAAAUAACCAGCAUUUUGCUAAAGAAGAAAUGGGUGAAAAAGGAGAUGAAGCAAUGGAUGAUGGGUUUUGGGAGAAUUUGAUGAAUGAGGCUAAUGAAGAAGGGUUUGGAGUUCAUGGGUUUGAAGAACAAGAUGAUGAGGUUGAAGAUGGAGAUGAAUUGGUUGCUCAUUUUGGGUUUUUGAAUUCUAAUCUUAAAUAGAUGGAUCAUAGUUGAUUUUUGCAAAUAAUUGAGGUUUGGGAGACUGAAAUAUCGGUUUCGUUGGCUCGUCGGGAAGAAAGAUGGAGUGUAACCUGUAGAGCACAUGUGAGGCAGAGUCUAGUUGAUCACGUAGUAGAUCUCUAUCUCUCUCUAGAUAUCUACACGCUACUACUACUGCUACAGCUAUUGUUGUGACGGCAACCUAUACACAACAUUUGUAAUGGACCCAUGCAAGAUUACUAAAAUAAU
Molecule: messenger RNA, 996 nt
Organism: Cucurbita maxima (winter squash)
Lineage: Eukaryota; Viridiplantae; Streptophyta; Magnoliopsida; Cucurbitales; Cucurbitaceae
Product: heat stress transcription factor A-6b-like
Exons: 2
Biological process (GO): regulation of transcription by RNA polymerase II
Cellular component (GO): nucleus
Molecular function (GO): RNA polymerase II cis-regulatory region sequence-specific DNA binding; DNA-binding transcription factor activity
Source: RefSeq, a predicted model, not a curated record